UCAGAAUAGCUGGCCCUGAGAGUGUCCCUGGAUUCUUGCUGACAUGGGCUGGUUCAACGUCACUCACCCUGCUUCCUUCCUCCUGACUGGCAUCCCUGGUCUGGAGAGCUCUCAUCCUUGGCUGGCAGGGCCCCUGUGUGUGAUGUAUGCUGCGGCCCUUGUGGGAAACACAGUGGUGCUGCAGGCUGUGCGAACAGAGCCCAGCCUCCAUGCACCCAUGUACUACUUCCUGUCCAUGUUAUCCUUCAGUGACAUGGCCAUGUCCAUGGCCACAUUGCCCACUGUACUCAGAACCUUCUGUCUCGAUGCCCGCAACAUUGCUUUUGAUGCUUGCCUAAUCCAGAUGUUUCUCAUUCACUCUUUCUCCAUGAUGGAGUCAGGUAUUCUGCUGGCCAUGAGCUUUGACCGCUACGUGGCCAUUUGUGAUCCACUACACUAUGCCACUGUGCUCACCAAUAAAGUCAUUUCUGAGGUGGGUUUAGCAGUCACUGCUCGGAGCAUUAUCACCCUGUUUCCUCUUCCCUUCCUCAUCAAGAGGCUUCCUAUCUGCAGAUCCAAUGUUCUUUCCCACUCCUAUUGUCUGCACCCAGAUAUGAUGAAGCUUGCCUGCGCUGAUAUCACCAUCAACAGCAUCUACGGACUCUUUGUCCUCGUGUCUACUUUUGGCAUGGACCUGUUCUUUAUCUUCCUCUCCUACGUGCUCAUUCUGCAGUCUGUUCUAGCCAUUGCUUCCCGUGAGGAACGCUUCAAAGCUCUCAACACAUGUGUGUCUCAUAUCCUGGCUGUACUUGCCUUUUAUGUACCAAUGAUUGGGGUCUCCACAGUGCACCGCUUUGGGAAGCAUAUCCCACAUUACAUCCAUGUCCUCAUGUCCAAUAUCUACCUCUUUGUGCCUCCUGUGCUAAACCCACUCAUUUACAGCGCCAAGACAAAGGAGAUCCGGCGAGCCAUGGUCCGCAUGUUUCACCGCCUCAAAGUGUGACUUUCUGGUGGGCUUUGGGUAUGACAUUUAUUCCGGCUAUAGGAUU
Molecule: messenger RNA, 1028 nt
Organism: Octodon degus (degu)
Lineage: Eukaryota; Metazoa; Chordata; Mammalia; Rodentia; Octodontidae
Product: olfactory receptor 51I2
Exons: 1
Coding region: 44-982 (312 amino acids)
Biological process (GO): G protein-coupled receptor signaling pathway
Cellular component (GO): membrane
Molecular function (GO): G protein-coupled receptor activity; olfactory receptor activity
Source: RefSeq, a predicted model, not a curated record